Coccidioides posadasii C735 delta SOWgp is the source of this 1363-nucleotide messenger RNA. The record is from RefSeq and is a predicted model, not a curated record. NCBI's taxonomy places the organism in Eukaryota, Fungi, Ascomycota, Eurotiomycetes, Onygenales, Onygenaceae.
CAUCAUCCUCCCUCAGCAGCCAGCUUGUGCUCGCGUCCCUCCAAUUCCACGCUAUUCCUAGUCGCUGCUCGCCUCCAACCCCAAUUGCACCGACUGCCUCACCACCGGUGUGACUUCGGUCGACCCCGAAUUUUCAAUUGCGGCCCCCCCCCCCCCCCCCCCGCCCGGUUGGAAUCCCAAAAUCCCCUCGACCCUGUAACUAGCUAAUCCUGCUUGCUGUUCCCCGACCCAACUCCUCUUAUCUCUAUUGGAUGCUCUCACCGCCACCCCGCAAACGAGCUCCCUAGUUGCCACCCUCCACCUUCGGGCACUUUGCACGCUUGGUCUCCAUUAUUCUGAAAGUUGGCUUGGGCUGGCUCAGCAUCACCUCCCCUACCCUCGCAAUGGGGUAUUAGACACUUCCUGCGGGCACCUACAUCGCGAAGUCUCUGCCCAGGAGUCUGGAAGGCAGCUUAAUCCAGUUAUCUGUACUUUGCUUCCCUGCCCACCCAGCGUAUUCCUUCAAUAAAUCGACAUCUCCCCGCCGUUCACUCCCGUCGACCGGGUCCUCCUCCAUCAUCCACCCCUUGGCUUGUUUUCAGCCUACUAGGAUAUCAGCUGCCCUUUUUCUGGCGUGAUGUCUCAAAGAUCGAAUUCUCCUCCAUCUCCAACCAAGCCUCGCCGGCGACGCUCGUCUUUCACCGAGCUUUUCCAGAAGCAGGGCAACGUUGCUUCCCCAACUACCGGCUCGCAUCCUCGACCCAUCUACACCCCUGGCAGCGCCCGAACCCAGCAACAGCGGAGGAUGUCCCUUAAUACAUUGGGCCUUUCUGGUUCCCCCACCCAGAUGUCUCCAUUUGCAGCAGCUUCCAUGCGCCGUGGUAGUGUCUCAAGCUCUGUGAUGUCGACUUCACCGACAAUGGACCAAGCCGUCGUCGAGGAAGCCGAAGAGGAGACCCCAACGACGGCCCCUGCAACUCCUUUUGCUCGCCGCGUCUCGUUUGGAGCACCGGCAUUGCGUGGGAGCGGAAAUGGUACAUAUCACCCCCUGUGGAAUGCACGUUCCCGAAGAAAUCGAUCAUCGUCGCUGUUUGGCAACACAUCGCCCAACAGCGAUGGAGUUGUACCUAGCGCAACAGAAGGUUUCAAUUGGCCCGAGUCUCUCAGGGUAAAGGCGGAGCGCGCACCCUCACUUGGGAAUUUUCCUCCUACGUCCCCGACCCUACCGCAUGCGGGUAUGAUUCACCAACGUUCGGCUUCAAUUGCAGCCAUGGAGGCACCACCGCCCGAGCGUGCGGAGCUGCCAAAACAGUCCCAGCAUAAGUCGAGACCGAAGCCGGACUACUUCCAAGAGAAGAUCUUACGAGCCGACUUCAUGGACUAA